UAACGGUAGUGGUCUGCCCCGCCACCGGUUAGCGCCGCUGACCCCCACGUCGAGUUGUGGUCUGCUUCGUUGCUUGUGUUGCCUACACGGAAGAUGAGCGGUCGUAAAAUCAACGCGCUCGAGCGCAAGCUACACCAGGCUGCGCUUGCGAGACCAAACAAGGUCAUAUCCCAGAAAGAUCUCGACAGCCUUGUCUCGGACACUAAGGCUCGAGUCUCUGCAGUCAACUUCUUGCUGAGCACGGGCCUGUUCGUUCUACUCGUAGGCGAUAAGGACACGCUUUCUUAUAGGGCAGUGAGCCAGGACGAGAUCGAGCUGAAAAAGGGUCUCAGUCAGGAAGAGACCAUGGUUCUCGAUCGAAUUCGUGCAGCAGCAACUGAAGGCAUCUGGACAAAAUACAUCAAAGUCAAAACGCAGCUACAUCAGACAAUCGUUGACAAGUGCCUCAGAUCGUUGACUCAGAAGCGUCUCAUCAAGACAGUGAAUGAUGUUCGAUACGCGACACGCAAGAUCUACAUGUCAGCGGAGUUAGAACCGUCACCUGAGAUGACGGGCGGGCCCUGGUUUACGGACAGGGAACUGGACACUGAGUUCAUCAAACUGUUGUCCGAUGUCUGUCUCAAGAUCAUUCGAGACAAAAGUCUCCCGAAACCAGCGCGCGACCGCGCUGAACAAGUCAGGCUACUAUAUCCGCCUUCCUACUCAUCCUAUCCGAAUGCUGAACAGAUCUUGGCCUUGCUGAAACGCAGUCGCGUCACAGAAACCGAGCUGACGGUUCAGCAAAUCGAGAUGCUCUUGAACGUGCUGAUUUUAGACGGAAAGGUUGCAAAGAUACCGGCAUUCGUCCUAUUUGACCAAGGCGACGCUUUUGAGAACUCUGACAGUGAUACGGGCAAACAUAGCACUGGAAAGCGCCGGCGAAAGGCCAGGGCCCGAGACACAGACGAGUCCACAUCUACCGAUAGCGAGGAUAGUCAACCACGGAAGAAGCGACGUCGACGACGCGACGCUGCUCUGGCGACAUCCGAUGAAGAUGUCCCCAAUGCAAACGAUCGUAAUCGGCAGCAGCGGAAGAAACGCCGCAGGGACGAAACGGACUCGGAUGCCUGCGACACUGCUGAUAGUGACGCGAGUUUGAGCGGAGAUGACGAAAUCAGGCGGAAGCGACGCCGUCGUGAUCCAAAACGGGUAGGCCGGUCAAAGCAGGACGGUCGCUCCAAAGGGAAGCGCAAAGGACGCGCCUACAGCGCAUCCAGCGACGCCGACGACUUCCCUGGUAGUGCGCGGGCUCUCGCCGACUCAGGCGUCCCGGAUACUCGCGUCGACGUCGGCUACUCAAGUGGAUUUGUGUAUCAAGCCAUCCAUGAAGAGCGCAUCCGAGUCGUCUCGGGGCUAGGCCAAGCUCCGUGUGUUGGCUGCCCGACUGCCGACUUUUGCACGGUUGGCGGCCCCGUGAACCCUCAAGAAUGUGUCUAUUACGAGACCUGGCUUGAUGGAGAUGUUGUACCAUAGUAGAAGAGGCUCCUUAGAGAGUGCCUCGGGCUUCUGUUUACCGCGAUGUUUCCAAUCAGUAUACACUCAUAUUGCAAGCGUGUGAAACCACAU
This is a messenger RNA of Rhodofomes roseus, 1605 nucleotides long. RefSeq names its product RNA polymerase Rpc34 subunit-domain-containing protein. Gene Ontology annotation, biological process: transcription by RNA polymerase III. Gene Ontology annotation, cellular component: RNA polymerase III complex. The record is from RefSeq and is a predicted model, not a curated record. The coding region runs from base 94 to 1512 and encodes 472 amino acids. Lineage: Eukaryota; Fungi; Basidiomycota; Agaricomycetes; Polyporales; Fomitopsidaceae. The transcript has 9 exons.